AUGUUACGUGACCGGAUAGUCUGCGGUCUCCGGGACGACGAGGCCAGGCGUUUCCUGCUGACGCAAAGAAAGCUGACUCUGCAGGAAGCUGAGGAACUCGCAAUGCCGUCAGAAACAGCUGACCGGAACGUACGUUCUCUAAAAGAUACGGACUGCAGGAACGAUGCGGGUGACGUGCUGCUUGUCCAAAGGCGACGUAGCAGCGGACGAAACAGAGGCAGCGGGCACAACUUGGAAGAACCACGCCAUUCGUGCUGGAGAUGCGGCUCAAGUCACUCGGAACACGAAUGCCAGCAUGUCGGCAAGGUGUGCCGAAAUUGCGGCACAAGAGGACACUUGGCAAGGAUGUGCCAGCGCAGGCACGGCGGCCGGCAGGCGGGAUCGUACGCGCUCAGCGAGCUGUCUGAGGGAGAGGACAGUAAAGAAGAAAUCCUUUACGCCCUAUCCGCCCAGAACAACGUUGACCAGGCAAGAAUGCGACCAAUGGAACGGAACUUGGUCUGUGGUGGCAGGAGACUGCGUAUGCUGAUCGACACGGGGUCAUCCGUCAGCGUUAUUCCAAAAAACGUCUUUAGCAAUAACCGUAAGUGGUGGCCAAGACUAGAAGAGACGCCACUUCGGCUAUCUUGCUUCCUCGGUCCUCUUCCGCUGGUAGGCCGAGUCGCCAUGAGUGUGGAACACGACAAAACACGAGUGGACAGUUCGCUCGUGGUAGUCGAUUGUGAUGGACCACUACUUUGCGGUAGAAAUACAAUUCAAGCUUUCCGCGAAGCGGGCUUGUCACUCUUGGAAGAAAGGGCUCUACCAAGUGUCUAUGCGCUGCAGGCAGAAGAUGACUUAAAGGAGCUGGUGGAAGAGUUCGCAGACUUGUUUCAAGAUCGACUUGGCUGCUGCAAAGGCCCGCCCGUGAAGCUGUACAAGAAAGAAGGAGCGGUGCCGCGGUUUUUGAAGGCCCGUCCGGUGCCGUUCGCGCUUCGCAAAGCAGUCUCCGCCGAAACCGACCGCCUCGUUCAGCAAGGCGUCCUGUCGCCGGUGAGCGUUUCCGAAUGGGCUGCUCCUGUCGUACCCGUGGUGAAGAAAAAUGGGGACAUCAGGCUGUGUGGCGAUUUUAAGCUCACCGUGAAUCCGGCUACUCACCCGGAGCAAUACCCUUUGCCUAAAGUGGACGACAUUUUUGCCGCGCUCUACGGGGGAGUAGUAUUCACCACACUGGAUCUACGAAAUGCCUAUAAUCAGCUCCCACUUGAUGAAGAAGCGAAGGAAAUGACUGUCAUCAACACGCACCAGGGCUUGUACUCGUACAACUCACUAGCCUUCGGCAUCUCGUCAGCUCCCACACUGUUCCAGCGGCGCAUUGAGUCGUUAUUACGGGAUUUACCAAGAGUACGUGUGUACCUGGACGACAUCAUAAUCGCCGAGAAGCAACAGGACACGUCAACACUUCGACAAGUGUUCCAGAGACUUCGCGACGGUGGCCUCCAACUGAACAAGGCCAAAUGUCGGUUCCGAGAAAAAGAAGUGGAUUGA
Molecule: messenger RNA, 1527 nt
Organism: Rhipicephalus sanguineus (brown dog tick)
Lineage: Eukaryota; Metazoa; Arthropoda; Arachnida; Ixodida; Ixodidae
Exons: 1
Coding region: 1-1527 (508 amino acids)
Biological process (GO): proteolysis
Molecular function (GO): nucleic acid binding; aspartic-type endopeptidase activity; zinc ion binding
Source: RefSeq, a predicted model, not a curated record